This is a messenger RNA of Pogona vitticeps (central bearded dragon), 3355 nucleotides long. RefSeq names its product GATA binding protein 1 (gene GATA1). The record is from RefSeq and is a predicted model, not a curated record. Gene Ontology annotation, cellular component: nucleus. Gene Ontology annotation, biological process: positive regulation of transcription by RNA polymerase II; negative regulation of transcription by RNA polymerase II; cell fate commitment. Gene Ontology annotation, molecular function: RNA polymerase II cis-regulatory region sequence-specific DNA binding; DNA-binding transcription factor activity, RNA polymerase II-specific; zinc ion binding. Lineage: Eukaryota; Metazoa; Chordata; Lepidosauria; Squamata; Agamidae.
AGACUCUUGGGCCGCAUAUCCCCUCCCUCUCUGUUUGGGAUGAGAUCUAAGAGGCUUCCGUAUCUCUGUAUUACUGACAAUUGUCUUUCUCCAAAGCUGGAAUAGGAAAUCCAGAAAUGUAAGGCCUCUACCACCUCUUCUAUGCAACAGAGCAUAUUCCCUGAAUUGGUUUCGGCAGCAGAAUAUUCACUUCAUUUGGUUCCUAUAGGGGCUCUAAGUAUUUUUCCCCUCACUCCCUCUCUCUCUUGUUCUUUUUUUGCCUUUCCAGUCCCCUUUUGGAGGAGGCGGAGACAUCACUUGGGUGGUUGCUGCUGUGUCAUAUUUUUUGUUAUUUUUUUCUGGCCAUCCGUCUCCUCCUCGUUUGUUUUCUCCUGCUCACUCGCUCUACCAUCAAUACAGCCGUGGACCUCGUGGGAGCGCCCAGUAGAGGCAGACCAACAGAGAGAAGUGGAAACCCUUUCUCCAGAGCCAUCUCAGCGCUUUUCCACAGGGAAUCCAAGUCUUCGUGGACUGAGGCACAUUGAAAAAGCACGCAAGUUUUGUGCUCUGCAUCAGGUUUUAUUAUCUGAAGAGGAAAAUUCCGCCUACAUGGGAACAAAGGCUCAAGACCCUGCCACCUAUUAUUUGGAAUCAUCUCCCUUGCCAGCCAGCAAUGACUCAGACCUUUUCUUCCCUGGUUCAGAGGGUGUUGACUCUGGGACUGUGCCCAUAUAUUUCUCUCAUAUGUCUGGAUCCUACAGACAUUCCCCAGUGCAUCAGUACCCUCUUCUCAAUGGUUUGCAGUGGGUGGACGGACACCCUUAUAGCCCAGCAGCAUGGGCUUCCAGCGCCCCCAGCAAUAGUCACGUCGGACGUCCACUCUACACUACUGCAACACCCUCUUAUCAGACCCUGCAAGCACCUCCCUCACCCGAGGACCUUCCUCCCGAGGAUAUGUUGAAGACGGAAAGGAUGAGCCCCACUCAUGCUGAACUGCUCCCACUGGGGACCUCAACGGGAGCAACCCAUAGCCCUUACGCGAUGGGGCAGGAGUAUGGAUACUUCCAGCCAGCUGGAAGCCCCCUGACAGCAGGAUAUUCCCCCAAAGUACGGGGGUCAGGACAGCUUUCUCCUUCCGGUGAGAUCUUUCACUGGGCUCUUCACGCGCCAGAGAAUGAAAUAGGAAUGAGGCCUCAGAAUGAACAGCACAUCCCUUUGGAAAGCAACUGGGAAGCCCGUGAGUGUGUGAACUGUGGAGCCACUGCCACUCCGCUGUGGCGAAGAGAUGGCACUGGCCACUAUCUCUGUAAUGCCUGCGGCCUCUACCACAAGAUGAAUGGUCAAAACCGACCCCUCAUCCGGCCCAAGAAACGCUUGAUUGUCAGCAAGCGAGCCGGAACCCAGUGCAGCAACUGCCAAACGACAACCACCACUCUUUGGCGCCGCAAUGUGAAUGGAGAGCCCGUAUGUAACGCCUGUGGUCUCUACUUCAAGCUGCACAAUGUGAAUCGUCCCUUGGCAAUGCGCAAGGAUGGGAUCCAGACACGAAACCGCAAGGCCUCCUCUGCCAAAUCCAAAAAGCGUAAAGGAAAUUCUGGGGAACUUGCAAUAGCUCCCACCACCUCCUUGGAGAUGAUACCAACUCCUAUGAUGGGGGAUGAAGCUGCUGCCCUCUACACUCUCAGCCCCAUGAUGCUGCCAGGACACUUGCUCCCUUUUGGACCCAAUCCACAUCUUCUGGGGUCUCCUCCACCAGGCUUCUCUUCGCAGGCUUCUCCUGUCCCACAUGGCUCCCCUGGAGUGGUCUCUGCUUUGGGAUAAAGUGACUUGUCAUUCACCACCCACACAUCAACGGACAGAGUUUCUAGGAUAUAACCAAAGAAGCAGUAUCUCCUCAUUAUAAGCUUUCAGAGCAGCUGUUUUCACUGCUUGCAACGUGGGCUCCAUGAGGUGACAGACCAAAACAAAGGCAGGGCACUAUGAUCUGGCAAUAAUGAGAUACAUGUUCCCAUCUUAGAUAGCAUUUUGGAUUUGGGAACUGCGUGCUUGAAUCCUUUGGGUAGAGGUAUAAAUGCUGUCCCUACAAAGCUGGCAUCUGGCUGGAAGGACUGGGCUUCCAUAUAUAUAUCUCCUAUCCUGAGGGUUCUCAAAAGCAAAAAAGAAGGGGGAAAAGGGAAUGGUUUCCAUUAAUCCCACUUGCCAUGCCCAUGAUAUGCUGAUAGUUCUUUUUCCAGCCAGUCAUUCAGCAACCACCAUGCUGCCAGGCCCUGCCCUAACUCCUCCACCUGACAAUUGAUCAUUUCAAAUGCUGGACAGAGGGAGGAAUGGUCCAAAGAUUCAAUCUAGCCCCCAGGAGUUUCCUGGGGACCCUCCCCCUAUAGUUCCACUUCCAGAGACUCCUACCACCACCACGUAUCUCAGUUGCUUUCUCUAGACAAACCAGGACACCGGCAGGGUGUUCUUUUACAUCUCUCUCCAUAGCAAAAAAGUCAUAGAGCUUUGUGAAGAGUCCUCCAUUUAGGGAUCUUGGCCACUCACUCUCAUUGGCCUAUACCCCAUGGGGCAAGAAAUUCCACGGAUAAAAAGCCGUUUUUGUUUGAGGCUUAGUUGGGAGAGCACAGGAAAUGAACAUACUUUGUAAUAUUUGUGUGUACAACUGUGCAGUUGAACAAAAUUGGAGGCAAACAGCAUGAACACAACAAAGGAUAGUGAGAAUCUUCUUCUCCCACAUCAGGUCUUCAGGAAAGCACUCAGCAGCCAAAGGUCUGGUUAGAUUUUUUCAGAGUGCAAAACAACUCUCCGUAAUCUGCAAUAUGCCAGCCCAUCCCCCCCCUCCACUUACAAACUGUUUAGCUUAUAUUUAGCUAGGCUGACAAAGGAAAGAUAUGUCCUUCUCUCUCUGAAGAUGAUUAACCAAAGAGCAGUUGACCAACUAUUUUUAACCCAAGGGAGACAUUCUGUAAGGACCAGUGCCUUCUUCCCAAACUAGGGCUUGAAAAAGUUACUUCUUCGGACUCAUCCCAUUCCUUGAUGGUGAAUUGGUCCAUCUCACAGCUCACAGAAUCUCCCAGCUAGUAGCUGCCCCAACCUGAAUCCCCAUUUUGCUGAGUGGGAAGGGACUCUGCAGGUCAUCUUCUCUGAUUAAUAAGUGGUAAAGCUUUUGUCCUGAGCUUUACCUGCUUGGUCUGCUAAGUGAGAGAACCACACAUUGGAGUCCUUUCCCAAUAAGUACAUAGGCUAGCAUGUUGGGUGGUGCGGGGGACACAAGGGAGACUGAACCAAGCCAUUCUUCCUGAUUAAGAACAACACACAUGAACUUUUCUGUAUGCAGUAUGCCCUUUGCUUCAGUGAGUAAUCUGGCAUGUGCCUCACCCCA